AAAACUGCUCUUCCAUUUUCUAAAGGUCGGCAACAACUCGUGUCCCAGCUCACUAUAAACCCCUCUUGUGGCGACACCCAGCCAUGCUCAUGCAUCCAGAUCACUAAACGGCAGCAGCAGCAACAGCACGAGCUCCCUGCAGUAGCCAUGACGACUAAGCGCUGCUGCCUGCUCGUCGCCACGCUCCUCGCGGCGCUGCUGGUCUCGGUCACAGCCCGCCUCGACGUCGGCUUCUACAACAAGACGUGCCCCUCCGCCGAGAGCAUCGUGCAGCAGACCGUGGCCGCCGCGUUCGGCAACAGCUCCGGCGUCGCUCCCGCGCUCAUCCGCAUGCACUUCCAUGACUGCUUCGUCAGAGGCUGCGACGGCUCGGUGCUGAUCGACUCCACGGCCAACAACACGGCUGAGAAGGAUUCGCCCGCCAACAACCCGAGCCUCAGGUUCUUCGACGUGGUCGACCGCGCCAAGGCGUCCCUGGAGGCGCAGUGCCCCGGCGUGGUCUCUUGCGCCGACAUCCUCGCCUUCGCGGCGAGGGACAGCGUCGUGCUCACCGGUGGCCUCGGCUACCAGGUGCCGUCCGGACGCCGUGACGGCAGGGUAUCCAAUGCCACCCAGGCCACGAACAACCUGCCUCCGCCGUUUUUCAAUGCCACCCAACUGGUAGACCGCUUCGCCUCCAAGAACCUCACCCUUGAGGACAUGGUUGUCCUCUCCGGUGCACACACCCUCGGUGUCUCCCACUGCAGCAGCUUCGCCGGACCUGCCAACCUGGGCGACCGGCUCUACAACUUCAGCGGCUCAGCUGACGGGAUUGAUCCGGCGCUGAGCAAAGCCUACGCAUUUCUCCUCAAGAGCAUCUGCCCGUCCAACAGCAGCCAGUUCUUCCCGAACACGACAACGUUCAUGGACAUCAUCACACCCGACAAGUUCGACAACAAGUACUACGUCGGCCUGACCAACAACCUCGGCCUCUUUGAGUCGGACGCUGCGCUGCUAACCAACGCAACCAUGAAGGCGCUGGUGGACUCCUUUGUGCGCAACGAGACCACAUGGAAGAGGAAGUUUGCCAAGUCCAUGGUCAAGAUGGGGAAGAUCGAGGUGCUCACCGGGACGCAGGGCGAGAUCAGGCGCAACUGCAGGGUUAUCAACCCUGCUAGCGCCACCGAUGUUCUUGCCAGUCAGUCAGGUUCUUCAGGAUUCACUGGAGUGGCUGCAAGUUAACCAUACCGGUUGUCAGUUCAUGUGCGUGCAGUGUGUUUGGUGUGGGAUGUGAUCGAUAUUGUAAUAAGUGAUGAGCAAAUUAGCUGUAUAACUUGCUUGCUAGACUAGAUGAACACGGAGACAGCACAAAAACUGAAGAAAAAAGUAGGCAGUCUGUUGUACAUCGCGUGGUGUUCAAUUGACUCUGGUGUUUGAUUGUGAGGAUAAAAAUAAAACUGUACCAAAUACUUUUUCCCGUGGCAAA
Molecule: messenger RNA, 1465 nt
Organism: Sorghum bicolor (sorghum)
Lineage: Eukaryota; Viridiplantae; Streptophyta; Magnoliopsida; Poales; Poaceae
Product: peroxidase 5
Exons: 3
Coding region: 148-1221 (357 amino acids)
Biological process (GO): hydrogen peroxide catabolic process; response to oxidative stress
Cellular component (GO): plasmodesma; plant-type cell wall
Molecular function (GO): peroxidase activity; heme binding
Source: RefSeq, a predicted model, not a curated record